UUCUUUCUCCCUCCAUAGAGAGAAACAGAGAGAAGGGGUCAGUUAAUUUUACUCUUAAAAACUAAAACGAAAAUUCCCCUUUGCAAAUCUUUCAUUUCCCUCCUUUUCCUCUCUCUCUCAGACCGUCUCCUUCCCUUUUCCCUUCCUCUCUGCUACUCGAUCUCCACACUGCAACACAAUUUCUCUUUCAAAGAGAAGACAAAGAAAGGAAGAAAAGUAUCAGCCCGGAUUAUGGACGGCGGUGUUCCGUACAACCCACGUACAGUCGAAGAAAUCUUUCGAGAUUUCAAGGGUCGUCGAGCUGGAAUGAUUAAAGCCCUUACUACCGAUGUGGAGGAGUUUUACCAGCAGUGUGAUCCAGAAAAGGAGAAUCUUUGCCUUUAUGGAUUCCCUAGUGAGCAGUGGGAGGUGAAUUUACCUGCCGAAGAGGUACCUCCGGAGCUUCCAGAGCCCGCAUUGGGUAUUAACUUUGCCAGAGAUGGAAUGCAAGAAAAGGAUUGGUUGUCUUUGGUUGCUGUACACAGUGACUCGUGGUUACUCUCUGUGGCUUUCUAUUUUGGUGCUAGGUUUGGAUUUGAUAAAGCUGAUAGGAAACGGCUUUUCAAUAUGAUAAAUGAUCUUCCAACAGUAUUCGAAGUAGUAACAGGAGCAGCUAAGAAACAGACAAAGGAGAAAUCUUUGGUUUCAAAUCACAGCGGAAGUAAAUCUAAAUCAAACUCUAAGAAAUUGCAGCGAGGUUCUGAGCCUCUGCCCAAAUAUUCAAAGGCAGUGCCAUCAAAGGAUGAGGAUGAUGAUGGACUAGAGGAGGAAGAGGAGGAGCAUGGAGAGACACUAUGUGGGGCUUGCGGAGAGAGUGACGGAGCUGAUGAAUUCUGGAUUUGCUGUGAUAUAUGUGAGAAAUGGUUCCAUGGAAAGUGUGUCAAGAUUACACCAGCAAGGGCAGAGCAUAUUAAGCAGUACAAAUGCCCAUCUUGCAGCAACAAGAGAGCACGGCCUUGAUGAUGACAGGUCGGUGGCCCUUGCCUUGAAUUCUGUCAUCUUGGAGUCUGCUAAUUGUCUCGAAGCUCAUGUACUCAACUCAAGUAUGUUGGUAGUAGAUUAUGUUCUUUAAUCUUAGCAAAUCUUUCUCAGCUUUUUAUUUGUAGGUCGCAAAGCUGUUUAAGUUGUUCUCUGAAAAUCAUUGUUCUUCCUGCCGUAGGAAGGGAGACUUGACUUUUGUUUAAGUUUGAUCUUAUUGUGUUUAUAUGCAUGCAAUUGCGUUUUUCUUUUGGUAUUCAA
This is a messenger RNA of Gossypium raimondii (Peruvian cotton), 1278 nucleotides long. Its product is annotated as PHD finger protein ALFIN-LIKE 4. The coding region runs from base 232 to 999 and encodes 255 amino acids. Gene Ontology annotation, biological process: regulation of DNA-templated transcription. The record is from RefSeq and is a predicted model, not a curated record. Gene Ontology annotation, molecular function: transcription cis-regulatory region binding; transcription coregulator activity; histone binding. Gene Ontology annotation, cellular component: nucleus. The transcript is spliced from 5 exons. Lineage: Eukaryota; Viridiplantae; Streptophyta; Magnoliopsida; Malvales; Malvaceae.